Molecule: messenger RNA, 6881 nt
Organism: Neomonachus schauinslandi (Hawaiian monk seal)
Lineage: Eukaryota; Metazoa; Chordata; Mammalia; Carnivora; Phocidae
Gene: GSPT1
Product: G1 to S phase transition 1
Exons: 16
Coding region: 298-2247 (649 amino acids)
Biological process (GO): translation
Cellular component (GO): translation release factor complex
Molecular function (GO): GTP binding; GTPase activity; translation release factor activity
Source: RefSeq, a predicted model, not a curated record
GGGCGCGGUCAAUCCGCGCCGGCGUGGGGUUGGCGCUGAGGCGGUCCGAGGUGGUUGGGUUGGGUGGGAGGAGAUCCGCUCGCACACACGAGGAGGUUUGAGCCGCCGCCGCCGUUGUCGCGAGUGCGGAGUUGGGACUGGAGCCUUCGCCGCGACAACGCCGGGGAUUGUGUCGCUAGCCCCCGGCCCCUCUGCCUCGCCGCUUCGCCGGGUCAUCGCGGCCUGCUCCUGCCCGGCCCGUCGCCCCCGCCUCCCAUUUCCCGCCCUCUCUUCACCACACACACGGCCCCCCCGAUCAUGGAUCCGGGCAGUGGCGGUGGUGGCGGCGGCGGCGGCGGGAGCAGCAGCGGCAGCAGCAGCAGCGACUCGGCGCCCGACUGCUGGGACCAAGCGGACAUGGAAGCCCCCGGGCCGGGCCCGUGUGGCGGCGGCGGCGGCCCCUUGGCGGCGGCGGCGGCGGCGGCGACCGAGGCCCAGCGUGAGCACCUCAGUGCGGCCUUCAGCCGGCAACUCAACGUCAACGCCAAGCCCUUCGUGCCCAACGUCCACGCCGCCGAGUUCGUGCCGUCCUUCCUGCGGGGCCCGGCCCAGCAGCCGCCGCCCCCAUCUGGCGCCGCCACCCCCAACCACGGAGCCGGCAGCGGCGCGGGAGGCCCUCCGGGUAAAGGGCCGGGACGCGGAUCACCUCUGGAAUCUUCUCAAGACGAACAGUCAUUGUUGUGUGAAGGUUCAAAUUCAGCUGUUAGCAUGGAACUUUCAGAACCUGUUGUAGAAAAUGGGGAGACAGAAAUGUCCCCAGAAGAAUCAUGGGAGCACAAAGAAGAAAUAAGUGAAGCAGAGUUAGGGGGUGGUUCCUUGGGAGACGGAAGACCCCCAGAGGAGAACGCCCAAGAAAUGAUGGAGGAGGAAGAGGAAAUACCAAAACCUAAAUCUGUGGUCGCACCCCCUGGGGCUCCUAAAAAAGAACAUGUAAAUGUCGUAUUCAUUGGGCAUGUAGAUGCUGGCAAGUCAACCAUAGGAGGACAAAUAAUGUAUUUGACUGGAAUGGUUGACAAAAGGACACUUGAGAAAUAUGAAAGAGAAGCUAAAGAGAAAAACAGAGAAACUUGGUAUUUAUCUUGGGCCUUAGAUACAAAUCAGGAAGAACGAGACAAGGGUAAAACAGUAGAAGUGGGCCGUGCCUAUUUUGAAACAGAAAAGAAGCAUUUCACAAUUCUGGAUGCCCCUGGCCACAAGAGUUUUGUCCCAAAUAUGAUAGGUGGUGCUUCUCAAGCUGAUUUGGCUGUAUUGGUCAUCUCUGCAAGGAAGGGAGAGUUUGAAACUGGAUUUGAAAAGGGCGGACAGACGAGAGAACAUGCAAUGUUGGCAAAGACAGCAGGUGUGAAGCACUUGAUUGUGCUUAUUAAUAAGAUGGAUGAUCCAACGGUCAAUUGGAGCAAUGAGAGAUAUGAAGAAUGUAAAGAGAAACUAGUGCCAUUUUUGAAAAAAGUUGGCUUCAAUCCCAAAAAGGACAUUCACUUUAUGCCCUGCUCAGGACUGACUGGAGCAAAUCUUAAAGAGCAAUCAGAUUUCUGUCCUUGGUACACUGGAUUACCGUUUAUUCCCUAUCUGGAUAAUUUGCCAAACUUCAAUAGAUCAGUUGAUGGACCAAUCAGGCUGCCAAUUGUGGAUAAGUACAAGGAUAUGGGCACUGUGGUCCUGGGAAAGCUGGAAUCAGGAUCUAUUUGUAAAGGCCAGCAGCUUGUGAUGAUGCCAAACAAGCACAAUGUAGAAGUUCUUGGAAUCCUUUCCGAUGAUGUAGAAACUGAUUCUGUAGCCCCAGGUGAAAACCUCAAAAUCAGACUGAAAGGAAUUGAAGAGGAAGAGAUUCUUCCAGGAUUCAUACUUUGUGAUCCUAAUAAUCUUUGUCAUUCUGGACGCACAUUUGAUGCCCAGAUAGUGAUCAUAGAGCACAAAUCCAUCAUCUGCCCAGGUUAUAAUGCGGUGCUGCAUAUUCACACCUGUAUUGAGGAAGUCGAAAUAACAGCCUUAAUCUGCUUGGUAGACAAAAAAUCAGGAGAAAAAAGUAAGACUCGACCCCGUUUUGUGAAACAAGAUCAAGUAUGCAUCGCUCGCUUGAGGACAGCGGGAACCAUCUGCCUUGAGACCUUUAAAGACUUCCCUCAGAUGGGGCGCUUUACCUUAAGAGAUGAGGGUAAAACCAUUGCAAUUGGAAAAGUUCUGAAACUGGUUCCAGAGAAAGACUAAGCAUUUUCUUGAUGACCCUGCACAAUACUGUGAGGAAAAUUGACUGCAAAAGCCUACUUCACACCGCCUUCUCUUGUUUUCUGCCCAUUGACAAACUUCUCCCCGUAUUUUGCAAAGACAGAAAUCCACAGCAAAAGUCCACAUUGUGUCAGCUUUCUCAUAUUGAGAGCUCUGCUAUGCCACUGUUGAAUUUCCCCCCAGAUUUUUUUCCUUCCCCUCCCAAACUGCUUCCUUGGACAGAUUUGGCAAUAGCUUUGUAAGUGAUGUGGACAUAAUUGCCUACAAUAAUGAAAACUUACAGGAAUUUUUUUAUUUUUCAUUUUCCCCUUAGGCAUACUUAGUCUUUUUUCCCCCAGGCAGAUGAUUCUGAGUGUGCGAGUGUGUGCACAUGUUACAGACAACUACCAUGUUAAUAAAAUACUCAAUUUGAAAUCUUUUUCGGUAUUUGAAUUGCUUUUGAAUAACGUUUUUUAUCUGGAUGUAACAUUGUUGCAUUAGCUUUUUAACUUACCAAGUAAUUGACUACAUUUUAUGACUUGGACUUUUCUAAACUCUUUCCCUACCCACUACUUUAAAUGAGGCAUUUCCAAACGAUGUGCAAGUUUGUAUUACAGGAAAGAAUUAGUUUGACCACUUCCUUAAAUGGUUAAUGCGUACGUCCAGUAAAUAACCUUUAUGGAGCUGGGACACUGCUUUAGUAGUAGGUCUGCUGGCUCUUUUCUGCCAAUUUAUAUAUUCACCGUGAUUUCUUAAACACAGUAAGUUGUUUUAAAGUAAAAGAGCAGCGUGCUGUAGUUUUUAUAAGUAAAGCGUAAUGAAAUUGUACCCCUACAGAAAAUUCCAUUAAGUUGUUAAAUUAGUGGGAUUUGCAAUAAAGAAAGCAUGUUGAGACCUGGCAAAAAUGCCUCCUUUAGUAUUUAUAAGAGCUGCAUGCAUCUAGUAUGAAAACUGUAUCCAUUGCAAGUGCCAGUUCUGCAGAUUACUCCGUUUACUAUUUGUAUCAGUAAUUUUAAAGGUUGGACGAUCCUUGCUGGUUUAAAGCUAAAUCUCAUCCAGCCACGAAAGGAACACAUACUUAGAACCAUCCGAAUCUGCACAGAAUAAAGUUAACAGUGAUAAGUAGAAUCAAGCACAGUAUCGAAGUUUUUCUCAGUUAUUUGAAAUUGACUGUUUUCUUAAAUGUAAAGCUGAAAUUUGCUAAACUGUUAAUUUGGAUGAACCACAGUGGAGUACCUGGUGGUUUUUAGAUUGAAGGCUGACUUUCUACUGUAACUGUCAUGACUUUGAAAUUUUUAAUGAGAAUAAAUGGGAAAUGAAGAGCCACUUUCUGGGUUUAUUGGAAGCCCCCCUUGAUUUUGAGGGUUGUUGCCAUUUAUCAAAGACUCGGCCUCUUUUAGAUUGUGGUUUAUCUCUAAAUAAGAUACUUUGUAAUUGUAUAUUUAAUGACAUGUCCCUUCCCUCAGAAAAGAAAAGCCUAGUCAGACUGUAUUUCCAGUCACAAAGCUUUAUAUAAAACUUAAUCUAAUCCUGUUCUCUUAACUAUAGAAUUACCAUUCAUUUUAUGAAUGAGGCUAUAUAUCGUAUGGACAGAGCAAAGUUACUGUCCUACAGCUUCCUAUAACUAUACUCAUGGCUAUUAAAUUGCAUGAAAUUUAGCUAAAUUUUAUUACGUCAGCAAAUCUCUGGGCUUUUAUUUUUCUGGGAACUACGGGAGCUUUAAUCAGUACAUACAACUCUUUUUGUACUUCCAAGGUAAUAGGAACAAAAUAGCAAUUGCUUGGAUUUUAAGGAAUCUUUAAAAGCUCGAGAGUUACUGAAAUUAUUUCCAAAAAUAGAUUUCCAUUUUUAAAUUGAGCAUAUUUUUAAAAACCAGUUUGUUUGCUAUUAAAACAUUUACACUUUUAGAAUAUUACGUGCAUGUUGCCAAGACUCUUCGGCAAAACGACAUGGAUACCAACUGUCAAGGGCCCACCUCCAAAAUAGAAGAGCUAAUGAAUACAAAUGUCAUUAUGAAAUAAAGAUUUCAUUGGAUUCUUUUACACAUUUGUGCAAACGAUGAUCUAAUCAUUUAAAAGAAACCACAUUGUUAAAUAUGGACUUGGAAGUUCUUUGGGAAAUAUUCACUCAGAGUUGGUGCAUUUUAAACUCCUGGUCACCCUGGCUAGUGAUUGGGAUGAGGAAAUGCAUGUCUGGCGUGGACUGGCAGCGUGUGAUGCUGGGCUCUGCAGAGCAGUGCGGGGUCCUGUGCUGUUGUUCGGCGCCCCCUGAGCGUGUGGGUGUGGCUGACCGUGCUAACGGAACAGGGUGGGUGACUGGCCGCACAUUAGGAUAAUACGGACCCAAACGUUUUUUCCUCUGGCUUUAGCAUAGAUAUAUUAGUCAUAACUUACUUUGCAUCUUUUUACAUUAAUGUUCUGUAUACAACUUUCAUGCUAGAUUAUUUAUAGUUUUUUAAAUUAAUGAACUGAAUUGAAGAGAAGAAGGUAUUGUUGAAAUGAACAUCUGAAGUAAUUGCCACUUUAAACCUUACUGUGGGAGAGGGGAAAAUAUAGCAUCUAUUUCUUGUUUUUAAUUUGCAAAAAGGACUUAUCCAGUGAAAAUCAAUGUAAAAUCAAACCAAAAGAGUUGGACUGAGUAUGUAUUGCCAUGAAAUUAAGUGACAAAUAGUAAAGUGUUCUUGAAUACUUAAGCCCAUGUAUAUUUGUUUGUUUUGAACUGAAAGUCUUGAAAUAUGUGAUAAUUGAAUGUAAAAACUUUGUAAAUUGUAUAAGUGCAGGUGGUUCACUGUAACAAGAGGUAGCUUGUCCUUGUCUGCUAGUUCCCUCAGCGACAAGAACUGCGUUUUCGGUGUGGGAUGGACUUCGCAGGGGGUGCCCCCGGAAGGCCCCGGCACCCUCAGCUCAAGUGCCGCAGAUAUUUUGGGUCACGCUUUCAAACAGAUGCAGUUUUGCAACCCAAGAAAAAGGCCAACCUAUGGUUAAAAACUUCCAUGAUGAACUCCUGAGAAAAAUCAGCUAAACCCCCUGGCAUGUUCGGGAAGACUAGUCACAAGUGUCACUACCCCACGGUCUGUGACGAAUGUCCCCCAGGGCGGCACUUCAGCUCCUCUUCUCGAUGGCACGGACUUCCUCACAGACCGCCACACGUGAAUGGGGGCUUCGUGGGUUUGGGACAGAUUUCAGGUAGUCAAGGGGCAAGCAGUUUUUACGACAGCUCUCAACAUCAGGGAACUCUGAACCUUUGAAACUCAUUGUCACAGUUCUGGUGACCUUACCAGAGUCAGCUGUGCCACAAAUCCUGUCACAGACCCGUGUGCGGUAGACCGCCAUCAGCAGGAUUUAGGGGACGAUUUUGUGUCUCCAGAUAACAUGGCUUCCACCAUUUCCUCCUGCUAAGUUUUUACUGAUUCUAGCAAGAUGCCACCUGAUACAUUCAUGCUUUGUUUCUUUAGAGAUCUUGCCAUGGCAGCGGCUUGUUAAAUAAAUAAAUGUAAUUACACGUGCACAACUCAAAAUACUAGGUUUAAAUUUAGCAGUCAGUUGGUUAUAUUAGAUUUCCUAGUAAGUGGAAUAGGGACUGUUUUUAUUUUCCUGUGAUAGUUCAGUGGAUUCCAUUUGAACCAGUGUUUACUGCCAGAAUUCAGGUCGGGUAGAUUGGUUCAACUUGUGAUGGUUUGGGUUCCAGGAUAUUCUUGAUCUUCAGUAUCCUGGAACAUACUGAGUCUUCCCUUCAAUAAAUAUACUUUUCACAUACCUCUAAUCCUAUGCUUCCUUGAAACAGUAAUAUACAUGCUAGCCGAGUUGUUUACUAGGGCAUGUGAUAAGGGCCCGGAGGUGUGAGUGGAGAUUAGAACCUUUACGUUCUCUAACGUAAUAAGGGAAGAGCACAUCGGCACCACGUCUGAUGAGGCGGAAAAUUGGGAUUUCUCAGGCAAGCCCCAGCCUGGGAAUGGUUUUCCUUGCCUCGACACACAUAAGCCACUGCGCCCUGUAAAACUUAACACGGAAACCUCAGGUUUGUGGGCAGCAAAGGUAGAAUGACGUUUUGUGCUUCCUGAGGCUCCCCUCUGCCAGGUACAUUAGCUUAGUGCUCCAGAUGUCAGCCCAAGCCCCUGCUACCUCCUUUCCUGCUGCCCAGGAAGAGCGUGCUGGAGCAGAGCUCCGCGCCAUCCACCUGCUUUCCGUGACUGAGGUCAGAGCCCGGAAGGUCUGCGUACUUUAAGGACUCCCACUGGGCUCUCGUAGAUCAACUCACCUCUUUGUUAACUAGUUUGUUCUGUUCUAAAGGAAAUGUGGAUCUCUCUCAGGCCAGGACUCCGUGACUAGUUUUUACUAGAACAGCAUAGGUCAAUACCUAGCUCGCUCGCUCUUUUUUUUUAAACCAGAGAAUUCAAGGGAACUGAGUAGCUCUGCUGGGGUUUUUAACUUAAUUCCAAAGCAUGGCAGAAUGCUCUAGGUAGGAACUGUGGGAAUCCGAGGUAAAGAAACCUUUUUCUUAUGAUUUGUAGCUACCUACUGUGCCUGAAUUGGUGCUUGUGAGGAUGAAGCCCUUAGCCGCUCUUGCAAUUAUUCCAAUGACUGAAGUUAAAAGAAUUUGCUUUUGUAAUAAUAAAAAUUGUCAUCUUCCCUUUUGAA